GCUUCUUGCCGCAGCGACCUCGACGUCUUUCCGGCCGUCUACUCAUUCGCGGCCUAUAGGCUACAGCAGCCACUAGGGUGUCAGUUGUUGGUCCCGCCCAGAACACUUCAGUUGUGCUCUGCAAGGAUAUAUAAUAACUGAUUGGUGUGUCCAUUUAAUACAAGAAAAUGGAAACUGAACAGCCGGAGGAAACCUUCCCCAACACGGAAACCAAUGGUGAAUUUGGUAAACGUCCUGCAGAAGAUAUGGAAGAGGAACAAGCGUUUAAAAGAUCCAGAAACACGGAUGAGAUGGUUGAGCUUCGCAUUCUGCUUCAGAGCAAGAACGCUGGGGCAGUGAUUGGAAAAGGAGGCAAGAAUAUUAAGGCCCUCCGUACAGACUACAAUGCCAGUGUUUCAGUCCCAGACAGCAGUGGCCCCGAGCGCAUAUUGAGUAUCAGUGCUGAUAUUGAGACAAUUGGAGAAAUUCUGAAGAAAAUCAUCCCUACCUUGGAAGAGGGCCUGCAGUUGCCAUCACCCACUGCAACCAGCCAGCUCCCGCUCGAAUCUGAUGCUGUGGAAUGCUUAAAUUACCAACACUAUAAAGGAAGCGACUUUGACUGCGAGUUGAGACUGUUGAUUCAUCAGAGUCUGGCAGGAGGAAUUAUUGGGGUCAAAGGUGCUAAAAUCAAAGAACUUCGAGAGAAUACUCAGACAACAAUCAAGCUUUUCCAGGAAUGCUGUCCUCAUUCCACUGACAGGGUCGUCCUUAUUGGAGGAAAGCCUGAUAGGGUUGUAGAGUGCAUAAAGAUCAUCCUUGAUCUUAUAUCUGAGUCUCCCAUCAAAGGACGUGCACAGCCUUAUGAUCCCAAUUUUUAUGAUGAAACCUAUGAUUAUGGUGGUUUUACGAUGAUGUUUGAUGACCGCCGUGGACGUCCUGUGGGAUUUCCCAUGCGGGGAAGAGGUGGUUUUGACAGAAUGCCUCCUGGUCGGGGUGGGCGUCCAAUGCCUCCAUCCAGAAGAGAUUAUGAUGAUAUGAGCCCUCGUCGAGGACCUCCUCCUCCUCCUCCUGGACGAGGUGGCCGGGGUGGCAGCAGAGCUCGGAAUCUUCCUCUUCCACCACCACCACCACCUAGGGGAGGAGAUCUAAUGGCUUAUGACAGAAGAGGAAGACCAGGAGAUCGUUAUGAUGGCAUGGUUGGUUUCAGUGCUGAUGAAACUUGGGACUCUGCAAUAGAUACAUGGAGCCCGUCAGAAUGGCAGAUGGCUUAUGAACCACAGGGUGGCUCUGGAUAUGAUUAUUCUUAUGCAGGGGGUCGUGGCUCAUACGGUGAUCUCGGUGGACCUAUUAUUACUACCCAAGUAACUAUUCCCAAAGAUUUGGCUGGAUCUAUUAUUGGGAAAGGUGGUCAGCGUAUUAAACAAAUCCGUCAUGAGUCAGGAGCUUCAAUCAAAAUUGAUGAACCUUUAGAAGGAUCCGAAGAUCGGAUCAUUACCAUUACAGGAACACAGGACCAGAUACAGAAUGCACAGUAUUUGCUGCAGAACAGUGUGAAGCAGUAUGCAGAUGUUGAAGGAUUCUAAUGCAAGAUAUUUUUUCUUUUUUAUAGUGUGAAGCAGUAUUCUGGAAAGUUUUUCUAAGACUAGUGAAGAACUGAAGGAGUCCUGCAUCUUUUUUUUUUUAUCUGCUUCUGUUUAAAAAGCCAACAUUCCUCUGCUUCAUAGGUGUUCUGCAUUUGAGGUGUAGUGAAAUCUUUGCUGUUCACCAGAUGUAAUGUUUUAGUUCCUUACAAACAGGGUGGGGGGUGGGGAAGGGUGUGCAAAAACUAACAUUGAAAUUUUGAAACAGCAGCAGAGUGAGUGGAUUUUAUUUUUUGUUCAUUGUUGUUGGUAAAAAGAUUUCCCCCCAUGCAAUUAUUGUGAACACCUUGCUUUGUGGUCACUGUAACAUUUGGGGUGCGGGGUGGGACAGAGAGGAAAAGUAACAGUAGUCCACAGGUCCCUGGCAUCUAGUCAGAGCAGUGUGCAGAAUGUAAUGCUCUUUUGUAAGAAACGUUUUAUGAUUUUUAAAAUAAAUUUAGUGAACCUAUUUUUUGGUGGUCAUUUUUUUUUUUUUUUUUUUUAAGGUGGUCAUUUUUCAAAUGGCUAAACUCUUCCACCUCACCCCUGAACUAAACACUAAGUUUUGAUUUUCAGCUCCUCUGUUGGAUAUAAGUGCAUCUCUUCUUGGACAUAGGCAAAAAUACCUUGGGAAAUUCAAUUCUGGUGAUUUGAUGGUUUGAAAAUCCAUUGUUUGGAAAGAUACAGAUAACUCCAUCACAUAUAUUCAUGCUUAUAAUAAGCUGGGGGGGUGUUUGUUUUUGUAAAUUGUUGCCCCCUACUUUGCAAUUUUUAUUAAUCAGAAUAAUGCUUGGUUAUGGAAGUGACUGAAUAAAUUCUGAUUAUUUUUAUUAGAUUAUUUCUCACCUAGACUUCAACUGUCAACCUGAUAGUGUCUUUAUUAGUUAAACUUUGUAAAAUAUAUAUAUAUUGUUUUUCUGUUGUAUGCAAAUUGAAAAAAUAUGUACCAUUUUCUCUGUUGUAUGUUGGAUUAUGUAGGAAAUGUUUGUGAACAAUUCAAAACAAAGAUGGAAAAAAAAGUUCCUGUGGAUGUUUUGUGUAGUUUCUUGGCAUUUGUAUUGAUAGUUAAAGGUUCGCUUCCAAAUAAAUAAAACUCCCAUGAUCCUAGAUUUGAUGUGUGCCCAAUUUGAACAGAGGUUGAUUGACACCUGUAAAGCUUGUUUCCUCUUGUAAGGAAAUACAGUAAUCUUAAAUUA
Molecule: messenger RNA, 2794 nt
Organism: Choloepus didactylus (southern two-toed sloth)
Lineage: Eukaryota; Metazoa; Chordata; Mammalia; Pilosa; Megalonychidae
Gene: HNRNPK
Product: heterogeneous nuclear ribonucleoprotein K
Exons: 17
Coding region: 168-1562 (464 amino acids)
Biological process (GO): regulation of transcription by RNA polymerase II; regulation of mRNA splicing, via spliceosome
Cellular component (GO): nucleus; cytoplasm
Molecular function (GO): mRNA binding
Source: RefSeq, a predicted model, not a curated record